AUGGAUUUGCACAACGUCUCUAUCGAUGUUAGUGGAAACGUUUACAAACGAUUGCCAGAAAUGACUGAAGACAGUUACAUCCAGUUGAUAGAUCCAUAUUUCGCCAAUGAUGGUCCAAAUUGACGAAACAGUGGCACUUUCGCUGAUCUUGUCAAAGAACGGCAUGGUAAGCGUCUCAAGGCGCUGGAGAAAAGCUUGGAAGAAGCUGAAAAGGCGAGAAAUCACACCUCAAACGGUGUACUGCAAAGCAUUCUAGACCAGAUCAGCGGCCGAAUUCUUUCUCGUGAUUGCCGCUUUGUCCAAGUUGGAUCAUCGGUUAAUGGUCUUUAUUCUGAUAACUCCGACAUUGAUCUAGUGUUCUUCCCCACAAAUCCUGAUCGAAGGAAAACAUUCUUUAAAGACUUCCAUAGCAAUGGAGAUUUCAAAAUGCAAUUCAUUUAUACUUUGUCAAAAUUGCUCACUCGAGAGAUAGAGAAUGUUGGUAGCAAUGUGGAGAGCUGUGUUGUUCUUCAUCAGUUACGGGUCCCGCUGUUAAUUGUACAUUUGAAAAGCGGACAAAGUAUGGAUAUACAGUUUCCAGAUGAACAGUUUCAAGCUAUUAGAAAUACAAACUUGAUAAGGCACUACGUUCAGGUGAAAUUUGUGUUGUAG
Strongylus vulgaris is the source of this 651-nucleotide messenger RNA. NCBI's taxonomy places the organism in Eukaryota, Metazoa, Nematoda, Chromadorea, Rhabditida, Strongylidae. The record is from the annotation of a GenBank genome assembly.